UGACGGAGAGCGUUGAUUGGCCAGUUCUUCUGUUCCCGUGUUGAAUCACAUGACCGGAAGCCUCGGAGGCGCGCUAGGUUGGUGAGCGUGAAGGACGCAUGCGCGGGGUUCCGAGAUCCGGGGAGUCUUUGGGAGUGGAACGAUUGUUGGCUAAACCUAAUGUAACACAUGGCGAAUGCCGAGGUUACUGUCCCCAUGGGGGACGUGGUGGUGAUUCCUAGUGACUGCACAGAAGGGGAAGAUCCAGAAGAUACUAAGACUCAGGUGAUCCUGCAGCUGCAGCCUAUUCCUCAUGGAAUGUAUGAGGAGAUGUCCGACACCAAUGCUGCUGUUGUAUCAUUGGAGACUCACACCCUGAAGAUGGGAGAUACACUGGAUGGUGGCACAGUGGAGCUGAGUGAUGACAUUGACAUUGCAUAUCCGAUUACUUGUGGAGACAGCAAGGCUGUUCUACUUUGGAAGAAAUUUGUGUGUCCUGGGAUCAAUGUCAAGUGUGUCAAGUUUAAUGACCAGAUGAUAAGCCCUAAACACUUUGUUAAUUUGGCUGGAAAAUCAACCUUAAAGGAUUGGAAGAGAGCCAUUCGCCUUGAAGGAGUCAUGUUACGAAAAAUGAUGGAUUCUGGCCAGAUUGAUUUUUAUCAACAUGAAAAACUCUGCACAAACACAUGCCGAAGCACAAAGUUUGACCUUCUGAUCAGUAGUGCCCGUGCCCCUGUCCCAGGACAGAGCAAUGUUGUGCAGGCUCCACCAACAGGGGAAGGGCCUCUUUCUUUAGUGACUGUGUCAGAGGAGACUGUAGAAGAGGGUGCUAUCGAAUGGGGCCCAGGACUUACUGCUACAGUGCAGCUGCAUAGAGAUGACUGUGUCAAAAAGGAUGCAGAAGAGAUUUCCGAGGAGACUUUGCUGUUCUGGAAAGGGAUCUCUGACGUGGGACUAAUGGAUGAAGUUAUAAGCAAAGUCCAGAAUGAAAUUGAGGAGAUUUUAAGUGGUGUCCAACAGAGAAUAGACCAUCAACCAUUUCAAAUUACAGAUGCCACUGAACUCAGUAACUUUGCUCAAACAUUUGGACUCCUGGAUGUUGUGAAAAAAGUUUUAGAUCGGAAAAGGAAUCGGACAGAUCAUAGUGAAGAACAAUACCACUAUACACUUGCUGAUCUUGAAAGGCAGCUUGAAGAGCAGAAAAAGCAGGAAGGAGGUCAUUCACCAGUUCUUCAGAAUGUGGUCCUGAUGCCUGUUAACACUCCAAAGCUCUCCAAGAGGCCGCGACUGCAACGUCCAGCAUCUGCUGGUACUUUGAGUACCCAGUCAUCCCAGCAACAGUAUACAGUGCUCUCUCCCCUCACAUUAGCGCCAGUUGGACAGCAGUUUUCUUUAGGUGGUUUACGGUACACCACUGUAUUGGGCAAAACUGAGGAAGGUGAUGCCCUUACUGUAUUGGCAACAGAAAUGCAGGAUUCAGGAUCAUUAAGCGGAGUUAUGAGCCCAGUCGAGCUUGUGGCAAUGGAUUCAGGACUUGGGCAGGAUGGUGUUGGUGAAGAGGGCCAGACAAUUAUUCAGAUAGACCCAGCACCAGACCCUGAAAGUGGAUCUAAGGUAAUGGAACUUGGUGAUGGAAAGGUUCUCGGGGUUAGACACCAUGAUGGCAUGCAUAAUGUGGAAAUUGUGGUGUUAGAAGACGAGUAACAACUGUAAUACACAGAAUGAUCCUAGUUUCUAGAGGUGAAUGGAAACAGUUAAUUUAUUAGACAACCUUCUUUAUUUUUGUUGACUGUUAUAAACCCUAUUAGUUAAUAGAUAAGAUGGAGCCUUUGUCUGUUGAAGGAUGGACCUUUCACAAAGUCCUAUAAAUAUAUUUGUGGCCUGCUCUUUUCCUGUAAAUAUUGUGUAAAAAUAUAACAUGUUGAAAGUUACGUUUUUUAUUAAAACAUCAAAUGUAUUACUAUAUUAUGUAAUAAAGUCAUUUUACGUUGAAUAA
Hyla sarda is the source of this 1975-nucleotide messenger RNA. It is a transcript of the gene GMEB1, whose product is annotated as glucocorticoid modulatory element binding protein 1. The record is from RefSeq and is a predicted model, not a curated record. Gene Ontology annotation, biological process: positive regulation of transcription by RNA polymerase II. NCBI's taxonomy places the organism in Eukaryota, Metazoa, Chordata, Amphibia, Anura, Hylidae. The transcript is spliced from 10 exons. Gene Ontology annotation, cellular component: nucleus. Gene Ontology annotation, molecular function: RNA polymerase II cis-regulatory region sequence-specific DNA binding; DNA-binding transcription activator activity, RNA polymerase II-specific. Bases 169 to 1683 code for a protein of 504 amino acids.